CUCCAUUUCUUGACUUCAUUCCUCUUAGUGGGUAGUGUGGUACACACGGCCUCCUUUGGUUUUUUGGCCCACAGAUUUAUCUCUUUUUUCAAGCUAUUAAUCAAAUACCACCAACCUGCUUUUGACACUUGAAGCUGAGCCCCCUGAGCCUGUAUCUUUGCCAGUCCCUUCAACUUUGUGGUUCCAUCGAGAAAGUUGAGAAAAAGGAGAUGGGUGGCGAUGGCAAAGUUUUCACUUUUGAAGAAGUGACUGUGCACAACAAUCAUAAAGACUGUUGGCUUAUUAUCAAUGGCAAGGUUUAUGAUGUGACAAAGUUCAUGGAAGACCACCCUGGUGGAGAUGAGGUUUUGUUGUCUUCUACAGGGCAGGAUGCAACUGAUGAUUUUGAAGAUGUGGGUCAUAGUGAUAGUGCCAGAGAAAUGAUGGGCGAAUACUGCAUUGGAGAUAUCGAUGCUUCGACUGUCCCUCAGAAAACAAAGUACAGGACUCCAAAGCAGCCUCACUACAAUCAAGAUAAGACCUCCGAGUUCAUUAUCAAGCUCCUCCAGUUCCUAGUUCCUCUUGCCAUAUUGGGUUUGGCCUUUGGACUCCGCCUUUACACCAAAUCAACCUAAGAUUCUUGGAUCAUGUUCCAAUCACGAACAACUAGUAUUUUAUUUAAGCUAUUAUAUUCCAUGUUCAGAAACGUAGUGUAGUCCCAUUGUGGUGCUUGAGUUUGUUCUGGUCCUGUGCUAUGCCAUACUACAACUCUCAGUUGCAACUCUGUUAUUGAAACAUGAAAAAUAAAGUAAUUGGCAAUUUCCAGGCA
Populus trichocarpa (black cottonwood) is the source of this 808-nucleotide messenger RNA. Its product is annotated as cytochrome b5. The transcript is spliced from 3 exons. Gene Ontology annotation, cellular component: intracellular membrane-bounded organelle; membrane. Gene Ontology annotation, molecular function: heme binding. Lineage: Eukaryota; Viridiplantae; Streptophyta; Magnoliopsida; Malpighiales; Salicaceae. The record is from RefSeq and is a predicted model, not a curated record. Bases 210 to 614 code for a protein of 134 amino acids.